AUGGGGUUUUCUCAUUUUGAUAAAAAUUCUGGAAACAACCUUUUGUUUUCAACGAAUUGUGUGGGUAAUCAGUCUUCUAUGCCUCCAAUCUUGCCUUUGGUAUCCCAAUCGAUUCAUUUUCCCCAAAAUUCUCAAGAUCCAGGUAAUUCUCACAGAUCUUCAAACCCUCAGAUUUCUCGAUCUUCUUCUCUUCCUCAAAUUAACUUUCUUGGUCAAGAUUCAUCGGGGAUUCAGUAUCCUUUCAUGAUUCAGAGUUCUAUGGUUCCCCAAACCUCUUUAGAUUCUCACCUGUCUGUUCCUAGAGAGUCUUCAAUCGCGAAUGUCCCUUUGGCUGAUUCUGGUAACUCAUCUCUGGGAAAUGGACACGAUGGAAAUGCUUGUAGGAAGAAGAGAAUUGAGAAAGGGGAUGAGGAGAAUGGAAAUGUUCAGAAUGUUGAGGUAAAUCUGCAGAAAGAGGUUAAUGUUCAGAGUGGAGUGAAUCAUGUGGUGGUUAAUAUUGCUGAUAAGGGGAAAUGA
Molecule: messenger RNA, 516 nt
Organism: Ilex paraguariensis (yerba mate)
Lineage: Eukaryota; Viridiplantae; Streptophyta; Magnoliopsida; Aquifoliales; Aquifoliaceae
Source: the annotation of a GenBank genome assembly